Molecule: messenger RNA, 3369 nt
Organism: Drosophila mauritiana
Lineage: Eukaryota; Metazoa; Arthropoda; Insecta; Diptera; Drosophilidae
Gene: ksr
Product: kinase suppressor of Ras 1
Exons: 1
Coding region: 269-3184 (971 amino acids)
Biological process (GO): protein phosphorylation
Molecular function (GO): protein kinase activity; ATP binding
Source: RefSeq, a predicted model, not a curated record
GGUACGGUCACACUUCUCUCGAUGCGCUACUUGGGUGUAGAGAAAUUUCAACAACAGCCGAGGAAAUUGUACAAAUUAUCGCUUUUUCGCAUUGCCUGAGCCGUCUCGAGUUGCGGGCGUAAGCGUGCGCGAAAGCCGGAGCACCGAACGUCAAGGUCGCUUGGCGAGGGCCACAAUGCGGGGCGGAGUCCCAGCCACUGGUCCCAUCGAAUCGUCGAGUCCCCGAGAGGGCGUCUGAAAAAAUCAAUCGGGCUCCACUCCGCCGCGAAUGAGCAGGAUGAGCAGCAACAACAACGCCCCCGCAUCGGCUCCAGACACCGGCUCCACCAAUGCCAACGAUCCCAUCUCCGGUUCGCUGUCCGUGGACAGCAACCUGGUUAUCAUUCAGGACAUGAUUGAUCUCUCGGCCAACCAUCUGGAAGGCUUGCGAACGCAGUGCGCGAUCAGCUCCACGCUGACGCAACAGGAGAUUCGUUGCCUGGAGUCGAAGCUGGUGCGAUACUUCUCCGAGCUGCUGCUGGCGAAGAUGCGGCUAAACGAGCGCAUCCCGGCCAACGGACUUGUGCCCCACGCAACGGGCAACGAACUGAAGCAAUGGCUGCGCGUAGUGGGCCUUAGCCAGGGGACUCUUACAGCCUGCCUUGCUCGCCUGACCACUCUGGAGCAAAGCCUGCGUCUCAGCGACGAGGAGAUCCGUCAGCUCCUGGCUGACAGCCCUAGCCAGCGAGAGGAGGAGGAACUGCGACGUCUGACCAGGGCCAUGCAGAACUUAAGGAAGUGCAUGGAGUCGCUGGAGAGCGGCACUGCGGCCAGCAACAACGAUCCAGAGCAGUGGCACUGGGACUCCUGGGACAGGCCCAUCCACAUUCACCGCGGCAGUGUGGGAAACAUUGGACUGGGUCACAAUUCAACCGCCUCUCCGAGAACCCAUCAUCGCCAGCAUGGUGUCAAGGGAAAGAACUCCGCUCUGGCCAACUCCACCAGCUCCAAAAGUGGCCGUCAAUCGCCCUCAGCGACGGAAGAGCUGAACAGCACACAGGGUUCCCAGCUGACUUUAACCCUCACGCCCUCGCCACCCAAUUCGCCCUUCACGCCUUCCAGUGGGCUGAGCAGCAGCCUUAACGGAACACCGCAGAGGAGUCGUGGUACCCCGCCGCCAGCAAGAAAGCACCAGACCUUGCUGAGUCAGAGCCAGAGCCAUGUGCAAGUGGACGGGGAGCAAUUAGCCCGCAACCGUUUGCCCACUGAUCCCAGCCCCGAUAGCCACAGCUCCACCAGUUCGGACAUCUUUGUGGACGCAAAUACUAAUGCCAGCUCCGGAGGAAGUUCCUCAAACGUGCUUAUGGUGCCCUGCUCCCCGGGCGUGGGUCACGUGGGCAUGGGUCAUGCCAUCAAGCAUCGUUUCACCAAGGCCCUGGGCUUCAUGGCCACCUGCACACUCUGCCAGAAGCAGGUUUUCCAUCGCUGGAUGAAGUGCACCGACUGCAAAUACAUCUGCCACAAGUCAUGCGCCCCGCACGUGCCGCCCUCCUGCGGACUUCCACGAGAAUAUGUGGACGAGUUUCGGCACAUAAAGGAGCAGGGAGGAUACGCCAGUCUGCCGCAUGUGCACGGCGCGACGAAAGGAUCCCCUUUGGUGAAGAAGAGCACCCUGGGUAAGCCCUUGCAUCAGCAACACGGCGAUAGCAGUUCGCCGAGUUCCAGCUGCACUAGUUCCACACCCAGCAGCCCGGCACUGUUCCAGCAAAGGGAGCGCGAGCUGGAUCAGGCGGGCAGCAGCUCCAGCGCCAAUCUGUUACCUACGCCUUCGCUUGGCAAGCACCAGCCGAGUCAAUUCAACUUUCCCAACGUGACGGUGACGAGCAGCGGCGGAAGCGGUGGUGUAUCGCUCAUCUCCAAUGAACCAGUGGCAGAGCAAUUCCCCACGGCGCCUGUAACAGCCAAUGGAGGACUUGAUAGUCUGGUGAGCAGCUCCAACGGGCACAUGAGCUCGCUCAUCGGUAGCCAAACUUCAAACGCUUCUAGUGCGGCCACCUUGACGGGCAGUCUGGUCAACAGCACAACCACCACCAGCACCAGCAGUUUCUUUCCGCGCAAAUUGAGUACGGCCGGUGUGGAUAAGAGGACGCCGUUUACCAGCGAGUACACGGACACCCACAAGUCAAAUGACAGCGACAAGACAGUCUCCUUGUCUGGAAGUGCCAGCACGGACUCGGACCGGACACCCGUUCGGGUGGAUUCAACGGAAGACGGAGACUCGGGACAAUGGCGCCAGAACUCGAUCUCACUCAAGGAAUGGGACAUCCCGUAUGGUGAUCUGCUUCUGCUCGAGCGGAUAGGACAGGGACGCUUCGGCACCGUGCAUCGAGCCCUGUGGCACGGCGAUGUGGCGGUCAAGCUGCUCAAUGAGGACUAUCUGCAAGACGAACACAUGCUGGAGACGUUUCGCAGCGAGGUAGCCAACUUCAAGAACACUCGACACGAGAACCUGGUGCUGUUCAUGGGAGCCUGCAUGAACCCACCUUAUUUGGCCAUUGUGACUUCAUUGUGCAAGGGCAACACCUUGUAUACGUAUAUUCACCAGCGUCGGGAGAAGUUUGCCAUGAACCGGACUCUCCUCAUUGCCCAGCAGAUCGCCCAGGGCAUGGGCUACCUGCACGCGAGGGAGAUCAUCCACAAGGAUCUGCGCACCAAGAACAUCUUCAUCGAGAACGGCAAGGUGAUUAUCACGGACUUUGGGCUGUUCAGCUCCACCAAGCUGCUCUACUGUGAUAUGGGCCUAGGAGUGCCCCACAACUGGUUGUGCUACCUGGCGCCGGAGCUAAUCCGAGCAUUGCAGCCGGAGAAGCCGCGUGGAGAGUGUCUGGAGUUCACCCCGUACUCCGAUGUCUACUCUUUCGGCACCGUUUGGUACGAGCUAAUCUGCGGCGAGUUCACAUUCAAGGAUCAGCCGGCGGAAUCGAUCAUCUGGCAGGUUGGCCGUGGGAUGAAGCAGUCGCUGGCCAAUCUGCAGUCUGGACGGGAUGUCAAGGACUUGCUGAUGCUGUGCUGGACGUACGAGAAGGAGCACCGGCCGCAGUUCGCACGCCUGCUCUCCCUGCUGGAGCAUCUUCCCAAGAAGCGUCUGGCGCGGAGUCCCUCCCACCCCGUCAACCUCUCCCGUUCCGCCGAGUCCGUGUUCUGAGGGACCUGCAGCCUGGUCAGUGUCACUGUCUAGUACAAUUUCGAUCUACCAACUAAGCUAGCUCGCUUUGUGCCCUCUUCCACUCUUCACAAACUCUCUCCCAAGGCGAAGUUCGAUCGAGCCGAGCGCAGAUUGUAAAUACCUAAACGUAACUACCAAAUUAUAGCAAUCGAUUUUAAAAACUA